AUGAGUGAUUCCGGCUUCGAGGAUGUCGAUGACUUCCAGGAUGUUCCUGAAGAAACAACAAGCAAGCCAGAACCCCCUAAGCAGGAAUCCUCAGGAUUUGAAGACGCAACUACAGAAAUUGCUCCUGCAGAACCAGAAAAAUUAGAUGCGAAUGCACUUGCAGAAGAAAACAAAAAGAGGUUUGUCAUGGAGCUGGAAUUCGUUCAAUCUCUUGCAAAUCCUCAAUAUUUGAACUUCUUAGCCUCGCAAAAUUAUUUUAAUGAUCCAGCAUUUUGCAGAUUUUUACAAUACUUACUGUAUUGGGAUACACCAAAAUAUUCUAAGUACAUUCGUUAUCCACAAUGUCUAUUUUUCUUGCACCAAUUGCAAGAUCCAAAUUUCAGAACAUUUCUUCUCAAUACAAAUAAUAUUAGAAACAUAGAUACAUGCACAUAUCAAUAUUGGGCAUAUUAUAUGAGAAAUAGAUUAGAUUUCACGCUUCCGGACGAUGAUAAAAUCGGAUUUGUUAGUUUACUUCCUAAAACAGAGAAGAAGAAGGAACAUAAGAAGCAUAAAGAUAAAUCCAAACAUAAAGAUAAGCAUAAAUUGAAGGAUAAACCAGCUAAUCCUCAACCUGCUCCAGUUCCUCCAGUAUAA
Messenger RNA from Trichomonas vaginalis G3, 636 nucleotides. RefSeq names its product transcription, DNA-templated. Gene Ontology annotation, biological process: regulation of transcription by RNA polymerase II. Gene Ontology annotation, cellular component: mediator complex; core mediator complex. NCBI's taxonomy places the organism in Eukaryota, Parabasalia, Trichomonadida, Trichomonadidae. The record is from RefSeq and is a predicted model, not a curated record. Gene Ontology annotation, molecular function: transcription coregulator activity. Bases 1 to 636 code for a protein of 211 amino acids. The transcript has a single exon.